Molecule: messenger RNA, 204 nt
Organism: Iphiclides podalirius (scarce swallowtail)
Lineage: Eukaryota; Metazoa; Arthropoda; Insecta; Lepidoptera; Papilionidae
Source: the annotation of a GenBank genome assembly
AUGAAAGAAGUUUCACAAAACAAUGAAGUUGAGUCUUCACCAAAAAAUGCAAGGAAGCGAUGUGCUGACUAUUAUGCCUAUCCUCAAAGCAAGCGGUUGCGAGAAGAGGGUAUGGUGCCAUCAACCUCGAACCACAACCCCUGUUUACUACGUCCAACCCACAACAAUCCAGAUAUAUCUCGUUGUCUCAUGGUCCAUAUGAUA